Molecule: messenger RNA, 993 nt
Organism: Elgaria multicarinata webbii
Lineage: Eukaryota; Metazoa; Chordata; Lepidosauria; Squamata; Anguidae
Product: olfactory receptor 10AC1-like
Exons: 1
Coding region: 1-993 (330 amino acids)
Biological process (GO): G protein-coupled receptor signaling pathway
Cellular component (GO): membrane
Molecular function (GO): G protein-coupled receptor activity; olfactory receptor activity
Source: RefSeq, a predicted model, not a curated record
AUGGAGAGGAGUAACCAUACAUCAUCUGGGGCCACCAUGGAGUUCCUGCUGCUCGGCUUCUCGGACCUGCUCCGCCUGCGGGCCCUCCUCUUCCUCCUCCUCCUCAUGGUGCACGUGGCCACCCUCGCAGGAAACCUCCUCAUACUGCUGGCGGUGGCUGCUGAGCCUUCGCGCCCUCCCAUGCUUCUCUUCCUCUGCCAGCUCUCCGCGAUCGAACUCUGUUACGCCCUCGUCAUCGCGCCCAAGACCCUGGCUGACCUUGCCAGCCUGGGCGGCAGCACCAUUUCCUUUGUGGGCUGUGCAACGCAAAUGCAUUUCUUUGUGGCCCUGGGAGGGGCUGAAUGUUUCCUGCUGGCAGCCAUGGCUUACGAUCGCUACGUGGCCAUCUGCCGGCCCCUGCUCUACACAGCAACGAUGAGCCAAGCCUUCUGCCUCCAGCUGGCUCUCCUCUGCUGCCUCGGUGGCUUUGCCGUCUCCCUGGGCCUGACCGUGGCUGUCUUCCGCCUGCCUUUCUGCAGCUCCCGCCGUAUCGAUCAUUUCUUUUGCGACAUCCCGGCUCUGCUCCACCUGGCCUGCACGCGGAGCUACACCAGCGAGCUCCCGCUUCUUGCAGCCUGCGUGAUCCUCCUCCUGCUCCCCUUCCUCCUCAUCCUCACCUCCUAUGCCUGCAUCACCGUGGCAGUGGUGCAGAUCCGUGACUCCGCUGGCUGGGGCAAAGCUUUCUCUACAUGCGCCUCGCACCUGGCUGUCACGCUCUUACACUAUGGCUGUGCCACCUUCAUGUACAUCCGACCCAAGCCCAACUACUCACCGGGCCGGGACAAGAUGGUAGCACUCGUCUACACCAACAUCACCCCCUUGCUUUACCCUCUGAUCUACAGUCUCAGGAACAAAGAAAUCAAAGGAGCCGUGCGCAAGCUGCUGCAAAAGAGAUUGGCUCAGCCAAGCUGGAACACCUUUAAGAGGAGACCCACACAAUUCGUGGGCCAAUGA